Molecule: messenger RNA, 1131 nt
Organism: Prorocentrum cordatum
Lineage: Eukaryota; Dinophyceae; Prorocentrales; Prorocentraceae
Source: the annotation of a GenBank genome assembly
AUGUCUGGCAUGCGUGGUGCAGGCAUUGCCCGCAGGCUGCGACUGCCGACGGAGAAUGCGCUGCUGGGGGUGUCGGGCCAAGGCUGGCGGGUGGACACGGUCGUCCGCCAGUCGCUCAUCCCCGGGGCUGGCAACGGGCGCUUCACCGCGCAGAGCGUCCAGGCGAAGACGCCGAUCUCCGUGAAGCCGAUGGUCGAGAUGGCGAAGGUUACCGCGCUCAGCGAGCUGCCUCCCGACCGCGUGCUCACCUUCUCCGGGCUGGACGACCUUGAGAAGUACGUCGUCCUGAGCGAGCAGGAGGGCGGCGUCACUCGCGACAAGGUGCUGGACCUCUACUCCAACUUCGUCUGGAGCCUGGACGGCCGCCGCGCUUGCCUCAACAUGUCCACCUGGUCGGUCAACCACGCGCACGAGAUCUCGGACGGGCUGAACCUCGAGUUCGGGGAGAAGGAAAUGCCAGACGGCGGCGUCGCCAUGGUCGGCACCUCCCUUGUGGACCUGGGACCGGGUGUGGAGCUGCGGAACGACUACAGGAAGUUCAACCUGCCCGAGUUUUACUUGAAGUAUUGCGACGACCACGGCUUCAAGGACGUGCGUUCGAUCGUGAUGGAAGCGAUCGAGCAGGUGCCUCCCGACGUGGGGCAGGCAGGGGGUCUGAGGUGGCCCGGCGCUGGUCUGUUCGAGCAGCAGCACGGCAGCGCGGAGCACCGCGCCCGUGCACCGAGCGGCGCAGGCCGGCGUGGCGAGGUGUUCCGGAGGUCUUUGCCGGGCGGCUCCUGGAGCGGCACCUCGGCCAGCGCGGGCCACGCGGCCGGCAUGCCCACGGCGCCCCCCGCGGCGAGGGCCGCCGCGGCGGCCCUGGCGGCGGCGGGCGCCGCCCUGCUGCUGUGGCACCUGCUGCGGGCAUCGACCGAGGAGGAGGACGCGGAGGAGGCCGCCGAGGCCGCCCGCGCCCGCGCGGAUGCCCAGAGGGCCGCGCUGGCGGCCGCCAGGGGUCUGAGGCAGUUCGUGCCGACGGCCGAGUGGCAGGAGGUGCCCGAGGGCGCGGCGUGCCCGCCCGGCCUGGAGUACAGGAUGGACAUGACGUCGGAGAGGACCGUGGCGCGCCUGCCCCCCGGCUCCCGCCCCUGA